This is a messenger RNA of Ictalurus punctatus (channel catfish), 6579 nucleotides long. RefSeq names its product sema domain, immunoglobulin domain (Ig), transmembrane domain (TM) and short cytoplasmic domain, (semaphorin) 4Ba (gene sema4ba). The record is from RefSeq and is a predicted model, not a curated record. The transcript is spliced from 17 exons. Bases 1697 to 4252 code for a protein of 851 amino acids. NCBI's taxonomy places the organism in Eukaryota, Metazoa, Chordata, Actinopteri, Siluriformes, Ictaluridae. Gene Ontology annotation, biological process: axon guidance; neural crest cell migration; semaphorin-plexin signaling pathway. Gene Ontology annotation, molecular function: semaphorin receptor binding; chemorepellent activity.
AACCAGAUACGGAGAAGGUUUAUCCAAAAGUAUGUGUUCUCAUAGUAACUCGGCUGGUUUUAAGAUUUGCAUCGUUUGUGGAACAGAAAUUGACGGAAAUUAGCCGAGCUUGCUGAAAUUAGCCUUGUUUAUCAAAAUAGCUCACUUCGUGGAAUACUCAGGUCACAAUGUAAAUAUAAUGCGUCUGAAUAGGGUUUAAGCCAAACUGAAAUGAAACUGCGAAAUCCUUUUUUUCCUCUUUUCUUUUGCGUUGCCGGUAUAUUCCGCCCUUACACCCUUCUCCCUGCCUCUUAAACCUUCCCAGUCUUUUGUGUGAGGGGCGGGGCAGAGUACCAUGUCAGUUACACACCACACAUAUGCAUACAGCGUGCUCAAAACUGCAUUCGACAGUUAUCCUGCUCACUCCUGUCAAAUUUGUUGCAGUCUGCCGUCUAUAUCCAACCAGCAAAAAAAGGAAUUUGAUCUCCCUCGACUGCUUUGAAGAGUGCACUGGAAAGCAAGCCUGCACAAGAUGCACCACACGGAGAAUGCACGUUUAUUUUGAUGCUGAAGAGAGCUUCCAAGAUCAUCUGAGCCAAUUUUGCUACGAAUUGAACAAAAUUCAUCAUUUUCCUACUUAAGAUUCAUAGGGCUGCCAUAGACUUUCACUGAGGAAGAAGAAGAAGAAUAGGAAAACUAACGGAUACAAUAGGUGCCUACACAUCUUUGGUGCUUGGCCCCUAAUAAUAGGAAAACUAACAGAUACAAUAUGGGCUGACCCCUAAUAAACGGAGCAGAUCCAAUAGGGCCUCUCACCAUCGGUGCUCAGGCCCUAAUAAUAAUAAGUAGAGAUGCACUGAUGUAUAGUUUGAAAACAUCCGAUGAUCAGGGCCGAUUAUAUCCUGUCAAUCAAAAGAGGGUGGGAAAACGCAUCAAUUUCAUGCUGUGUGUAAAGAUGAUGUCUCUUGUGUGGAAUGACGACAAAACUGCAGUUUGUAAGCUCUGCACCUCAAAAAUUUUACACCGGAAGUGAGCAGCACUGAAGCGGCGUCGAGUCUAAUUCCCCCUAAUAACCCCCCCACCCCAGCGCUACUCCUGCGCUUCUCCUGCUUUUCAAGCAUGAAUUGCCUGUUUAAGGUUCUGCCACAGCAUCUAAGUCGGUUCAAGUCAGAACUUUGACUAGGCCACUCCAAAACUUUAAUUUAGCUUUUUUUUGAGCUGUUCAGAGGUGGACUUACUCCUGUGCUUUGGAUCAUUGUCUUGAAUUAUUGUCUAUACUUGUGUAGACCUGUGCUGUUAAUUUAUGCAGUUGACGUUCAACUUUAAAACGUCUACAAAUACAGUCUGGUCAUAAGUAUUUGGACAGCCACACAAUUUUUAAAAAUCAUUUUUAGAAGACCACGGAAGACAACUAAAGUGGGUGAUUGCAGAAUUCUUUCCUUGGUGAAGACAAACCCCUUCACAAUACAUCGCCAAGUCAAGAACACUCUUGAGGAGGCUUUAUUGGAGGUGCUGUAGUCAAAUGGAGGCUGAAAUGAGUAGACUGCCUGUUUUGGGAGGCUUAUCUGUUUGUGGAAGGAUGCUGUGUUGAAGUCUAUGUUCAAGCAUUCCAUCAUCAGCAGCAGCACACAGUUCUGCCAUUCAUUGCAGUAGCCCUGGACUCAGAGAAGGAACCUUGCAGGAACAAAGGAAUGUCAUGCAUUCCAUAAGCUUCUGAAUGUUCUUGAAGGUAGUAAAUUUAGUAAGUAGCGGCAUAAGGAUGGCAAGUGAGGUAUGGCACUCUUUCUCAGCAUGUGCCCUUUUCCUCAUGACCAUCUUUUACAUGGCUGCUUCACUGCAAAGAGCUGAGGAUGAUGUCACACCACGCUUAAGCUUUGUAUACGAUACAGAGGACAGGCCAGCCAAGAGGUUUUCACCUGCUGGAGUGUUCAACUUUACCUCUCUGCUCCUGAGUCCAGAAGAUAACACACUAUACAUAGGUGCACGAGAAGUUCUGUUUGCACUUAACCUCAAUGAUAUCAGCAGAGGGCAACUGCACCGCAACUUCACAUGGAGCACACCAGAAAGAAAACGGGAAGAAUGUAGCUUUAAAGGCAAAAAUCUACACACGGACUGUUUCAAUUAUAUUAAGAUUUUACUCCGUGUAAACACCACUCAUCUGUACGUCUGUGGAACGUAUGCCUUCAGCCCCAUGUGUGCACACAUUAACACAGUGGAUUUCUCUUUGGUGCGCAGCAAUACGGGAGAGAUUGUGAUAGAGGACGGACGCAGUCGCUGCCCUUAUAAUCCUGAAUAUAAAUCCACUGCCAUCAUGGCCGGUGGAGAUUUGUAUGCUGCUACAGUCAGUAAUUUUCAAGGGAAUGAGCCCAUCAUUUACAAAAGCCUUGGUCAAGGCACUACCCUAAAGACAGAAAACUCAUUGAACUGGCUUCAAGACCCAGCUUUUGUAGGCUCUGCUUUCAUCCAGGAGAGCCUCCCAAAAGGCAAUGCAGUGGGUGAUGAUGAUAAAAUCUACUUCUUCUUCAGUGAAGCAGGAAAAGAAUUUGAUUUCUUCGACAGCACCAUUGUUUCACGUAUUGCUCGUGUGUGUAAGGGUGAUAAGGGUGGAGAGAGGGUCCUGCAGAAGAAAUGGACCACCUUUCUGAAAGCCCAGCUCCUCUGCUCAUUGCCUGAAGAUGGCUUCCCUUUUAACAUCAUUCAAGACAUGUUUGUCUUGACGCCCAGUAAGGAGGAUUGGAAGAAUACUGUGUUCUAUGGUGUUUUCACCUCUCAGUGGUACAAAAGGGCAUCGGGCAGCUCAGCUGUGUGCACUUUUACCAUGAACCAAGUGGAGGAGGUGUUUAAUGGUCGUUAUCGGGAGGUUAACAGGGAAACACAGCAGUGGUACACCUAUAAUCACCCAAUCCCAGAACCCAGACCUGGAGCGUGCAUUACUAAUGCAGCUCGGGCUCAGGGUAUCUUCUCCUCACUGCACAUGCCGGAUAAGGUGCUGAACUUUGUGAAGGACCACUUCUUGAUGGAUAGUGUGAUUCGCAGCCAACCGUUGCUGGUUAAACGCAACGUGCAUUAUAUUCAAAUCAUUGUGCAUCAUGUGCAGGCUGUACACAGGGCCUACAAUGUGCUUUUUUUGGGUACAGAUGACGGCAGACUUCACAAAGCCAUUAACUCCAAGGGCAAGAUGCACAUCAUCGAGGAGCUGACACUUUUUCUAGAACCACAGCCUGUGCAGCACAUCAAGCUAGAUGCUGAAAAGGGUGUGUUGUAUGUGUCCUCUUACUCCGGACUGGUGGAGAUUCCUGUUGCUAACUGCUCCAACCACCAGAGCUGUGGGGAGUGUAUACUCACAAGAGAUCCUUACUGUGGCUGGACAGCCGGACAGUGUGUGGAUGUCAGGCAGGCAUCAUCUAAAAGUAAAAUUCUGCAAGAUAUAGAAGAUGCCAAUACAGCUACAUGUAAUGAGGCCCUGCCCAGGUCCCACUCUGCACAAAUUCCAUCCACACGUAUUCAUCCAUGUCAAGUGAUCAGAAUCCCAGUGAACACAUUUCAAGUGCUGCCAUGUAAGUUGCGCUCUAACCUGGCUGAAAGACACUGGGAGUAUAGCAAGGGUGCUGGGCGCUUUCUCUAUCCAAGCUCUGAUGGGGGGCUAGUAGUAGUGGCCCAAACAGACAGGGAGGAAUCCUAUGAAUGCUGGUCAGUAGAAAAGGGCUUUUGGCAGUUAAUGGCCAAUUACUGUGUGAAGGCAGAACUACAACAUGACGGCACCACCCUGAUUGGUAGCUCUCACACCCCCCUGGUGCCCAAGGAGGAGCCAAUGAUCCUUCCAGGUGAAGCUCGCUCAUCACUGAUGGAGACCAAAACCUACUGGAACGAGCUGAUUGUGGUAUGCACACUGCUAGGCUUCUCCCUCCUUGUCUUUUCUUUGUUUGUAAUCUACCGGAAUAGGGACCGCAUGAAAUCCAUGUUAAAGCAGAGCGAGUGUCCCAACAUGCAGCAGAAAAAGGCACGAAUGUCAGGAAAGCCCACUGAAAGUCUACCAUUGAAUGGCAACAACAUCCCGUCCUCAGUUUCAGACCACAAGGGCUACCAAACACUGCAUGACAAUUACGCUUGCAGUACACCAACACAAGAGUGUUCUUCACCUGAGAACAGCAAAAGUUUCUCAGAAUCAGAACAGCGCCCAUUGCACCUGAAGGACACCCAUGUAGAGAUAUCACCCACCUGCCCACGUCCUCGAGUACGGCUCGGCUCAGAGAUCAAAGAUUCCAUCAUUUGAGAUUCUACAUGCAAAUGACAACUUCAGUGACAAUGUAGUGAAGUGGAGGGAAUUGAUAGUGACACAGGACACACAGCAAAGACUUGAAACCCAUUUCUGUUGAAUGUUUAAUACAAUAUUUGUAUUUAUUUGCAGUUUGUUCCCUACACAUGUCUUAGUGAUGCACACAUUCUCUCAGUCAAUGAUAGCAUGCAUUUCAUGGGGCAAAAAUGAGAGAAGAAUGAGAGAAACCUAUGACUCUCAGAGCAGCAUUAAAGCUAGAUAAUCCCAGGAAUAUGAUGUGCUGAUGUAAUUCCAAUGGAACAUUUGCCAUCUAUUCUGUCCACAUCAUCUGUUGGCAUCCCUGUUAGUUAUGAUAUGCCCUCAGGGAUUACUAUCCUGACAACCUCCCAUGAACCUUACUUAUGCCAUUUAAUGAUUAAUUUCACCACUGCAGGGUAUCAAAAGUCUUGUAAACCAGCAUAGAUAGUGUACUUGGUACAAUGUGAACAAGCUUUGAUUAAAAAGCCUCAUGAUAUAUAUUUAAGGCUGGAGUACAUCAUCAUGACCUCAGUACAAGUCAUUUGUACAAUGCAAAGCACUGGGAAUUUACCAGGAAUUGUAUUUCCGUUUAGAAAAGCCAGCAUUGGCACAUGGCCACAUCUUCAGUACUGCCUCUCCAAGCAACACACAUACAAUCAAGCAUUAAAGUAAGAUUGAGGUAAUGUGGUACAGUGAGAUUAUAUUAGUGAAAGUGUGAACAGGACCUAAGAAGGCAUAUGGUACAGGCAGAGCAUUAUGAGAAAUGAAGGCAGAAAAAGAAAACUUCAAGGACCUAAGAGUUGGAGGACUUCAUAGCCCAUGCUUAUCCACUAUAAUCCCUAACACAGCAAUGCUAGGGAUGAAAUAGGAAACUUGGGAGGUAGGUCAUGUAGACACUGGUGGUGACCAGUGUCAAUAAUAUUAUACCCAUUUAAAGAAUCUAAUCUAUAGUCCAUUGUGCCAAAUUUUCUUAGUGUAAAUGAAUGAUUGUAUUGCAAUUUGGCACAAAAGGGUGUUGUAUUUAAAAGGACUGAAAUAACAUAAAAUGUGAAUUGAACAACCUUUAAGUUCAAAGGGAAAAAUCAUCAUUCUUGUGGGAAAAAUUUGUAGAGAUCAUUUUGGACUGCAUUUCUCUGUGAUGUUUACAUUUUGGAAGACAGAGAUGGUUGGAAAUUCAUCCUGUAUCUUCAGUUGCUCAACUGAUAGUAGCAUAUGAUAACAAUACACCAUCACAUGUAUAUUUAGAGUCAAAAUGUUUUCAUGGUUGAAAAUGCCUUUUAAGUGAUUCUUGAACAUUGGGGCCUGAUAAUCUUCCAAAGAUAGACAUGCUGUUGCACCACUUGGAAUAUAUAAUGUAUAAAACUCAAUGUCAUUUCUCUUGUAAGAGCAUGCAAACAUUUGUUUCAUGGAUUGUAGUGACAGAUUCACGGAAAGUAUUCCAAAACUUAAUUAUGUAAGAAAAAUGUCUCGUUUAUUUUUCCUAAAUGUUUAUGAAUAACUUUGAUAUGUUUUGCAAAAAAUAACCAUCCAAUAUGUGUGCUACUGUACUACUGAUUGAUUGUCAUUGUGGUAAUGGGUGUAUUUGUAUAAAAUAUUUCCACAGAAUGUUAAUGUAUAAUGGGGCUGUUAAUGUCCAGUUAAUGUAAAAAUGCGGCUGCCAUAAAUUUGUUGACAGUUCUGUAGCAAGAAUCUGCAGAUUGGUCAAGAAGUUAGUGUUUCCUGUGGAAUGAAACACAUCCUCGUAGAUUUUUUUAUGGCUGUGCACAAUCUUGUAAAAAGACAUCAGAGCUCACCUGCAUGCCUCCUAUGGUGUGUAUGCUCCACGAUCAAGAAAGGAAAAGUAAAAGAAUUCAGUGUAGCAAAUGCCUUAGGACUGUCAGUAAUAAUCACAAAAUAGCUUAUAUGAUGUGGUACAUUAAUCAUUUGGUCAUAUAUGAAUGCAUUAUUAUGAAUGUUUAUUUGCAAAACUGUCCACAAAUACACAAUAAUCUCUAACAUUACUCCAAAUUUAUGUAAUAUUUUAAGCUCAGCAUAAGGUCUCUACUUUCAUGACCAUUUCACUAUAUAGCUAUACUAAAGUAUAUUCAAUCUGAGCCAGUGGAUCAGCAGUGUUUUUUUUUUUUUUUUUUUUUUUUUUUGUUGUUGUUGUUUUUUGUAGUAAUGUAUUAACUUUUUAAUAGAUUUCACAUAGAGAUUCUAAUAAAUGUACAGUGGCCUGGGGAAACUUUUCAUAUUGUGUAAUUUUGACAUGUUCUAUUACAUGUGGUUCAGAGGAUUCACAUUUUCCACAUCUGAAAUGUUUCUUU